Messenger RNA from Penicillium olsonii, 2544 nucleotides. NCBI's taxonomy places the organism in Eukaryota, Fungi, Ascomycota, Eurotiomycetes, Eurotiales, Aspergillaceae. The record is from the annotation of a GenBank genome assembly.
AUGCCUGCUGUGAAUGUUGCACCCAGUGUGGACUCAUCGUUUGCACAAAUCGCAAAUGCUGAUAUCAAUACACUGCUCAAACAACUCACACAGGAAGAGAAAGUCUCGCUUUUGACAGGCGAGGAUUUCUGGCACACUGUCCCCAUACCCAGAUUAGGGAUCCCUUCCAUUCGAGUCUCCGACGGUCCCAACGGAGUGCGAGGAACCCAAUUCUUCAGCAGCGUCCCCGCAGCAUGCUUACCUUGUGGGACGGCGAUUGGAGCGACUUUUGACCGAGACCUGGCGGUUGAGGUUGGACAUAUCCUAGCCGCCGAAGCAAAGGCCAAAGGGGCACAUGUCAUUCUUGGACCAACAAUCAACAUUGCACGUGGCCCUCUCGGGGGAAGAGGCUUCGAGUCAUACUCGGAAGACCCGGUUCUCUCUGGUAUCCUUGCGGGUCACUACUGCAAAGGAUUGAAGGAAAGAAACAUCAGUGCCACCCUCAAGCACUUUGUCUGCAAUGACCAAGAGCAUGAGCGCAUGGCUGUGAACUCGAUUGUCACUGAUCGGGCAAUGAGGGAGAUCUAUCUCCUCCCUUUCCAGAUCGCCAUUGCUCUCGGGAGCCCCGAUGCCAUAAUGACAGCAUACAACAAAGUGAACGGUGUACAUGCACCUGAGAACAAGACUUUGUUGCAAGAUAUUCUGCGUGGUGAAUGGGGCUGGGAUGGGCUGGUGAUGAGUGACUGGUUCGGAACUUACAGCACCUCCGAGGCUGUGCUUGCAGGGUUGGACUUGGAGAUGCCUGGUCCCCCAAGAUGGCGCGGGGCUGCAUUGACGCAUGCACUUGCUGCCAACAAGGUUCCUCUUGCAGCAUUCAACGAUCGCGUUCGUGCAGUUCUCGAACUCGUGAAAAAAGCAAGCAACUCCGGGGUCCCUGAGCGGGCUCCGGAAACUCAACUCAACCGACCCGAAGACCAAUCUCUGCUCAGAAAGAUUGCGUCAGAGGCGAUUGUGCUCUUGAAGAACGAUGAAAAUAUUCUUCCACUAGACAAGACCAAGAAGAUCGCUAUCAUCGGACCCAAUGCCAAAAUUGCUACCUACUGUGGAGGCGGAAGUGCGGCAUUGAAUCCAUACUACACCGUGACCCCCUUCGAUGGCAUCUCGGCAUCAGCACAGGGUGAAGUCAAGUUUGCACAGGGUGUUUACGGUCAUCAAAUGCUCCCACUUCUUGGCAAGAAGUUAUGCACCCAUGAUGGCCUUGCUGGGUUUGCUUUGGAUAUCUACAACGAUUCACCCAAUGUGGCGGACAGAAAGCCUAUCGAGCAGCGGCACGAAACUGAUUCUAUGAUCAUCUUCAUAGACUACAAACACCCGGAUUUGGAACCUGUAUGGUACGCAGAUGCAGAGGGGUACUUCACCCCCGAAGAAUCUGGAAUGUACGAUUUUGGCCUUACUGUCCAAGGCACAGCAAAGAUGUACGUGGAUGGGAAUCUCCUCAUCAACAAUGCCGACGUGCAAACGCCAGGGACAAGCUUUUUCGGUAGUGGAACCGUGGAAGAAACAGCAUCAUUGGAACUUCAGGCUGGCAAAAAGUAUAAAAUCCUUGUGCAAUGGGGAUGCGGCAAGACUGCCACUUUCAAGGUUCCCGGGGUAGUCGAUUUCGGACAUGGUGGAUUCCGAUUCGGGGCAUGCAAGCGCCUUUCACCGCAGGAUGGAAUUGCAGAAGCUGUCAGGGUGGCCUCUGAGGUUGACCAGGUGGUUCUCAUUGCAGGACUGAGCGCCGAAUGGGAGUCGGAAGGUGAAGAUCGCUCACAUAUGGACCUGCCGCCCCAUUCCAACGAUUUGAUCUCGAAGGUCCUGGACGCAAACCCCAACACCGCUAUUGUGGUACAGUGUGGUACACCUGUGGAGAUGCCGUGGGUUUCCAAGGCCAAGGCCAUUCUUCAUGCGUGGUACGGAGGAAACGAGACCGGAAACGCUAUUGCUGAUGUCGUGUUUGGAGACGUCAACCCGUCUGGCAAGCUUCCUCUCACGUUCCCUCGGCGUCUGAAAGACAAUCCCACAUUCUUCAACUACCGAUCCGAGGGUGGUCGGGUUUUGUAUGGAGAGGACGUCUAUGUCGGAUACCGAUAUUACGAUGGACUUGAGAUGGAAACACUAUUCCCCUUCGGUCACGGACUUUCAUAUACUACCUUCGAGGUCUCAGAUCUCGAAGUUGCAAUGAAGGGAGAAGGACAGUCACAAAUCAAGUGCCAGGUGCGGAACACAGGAUCAAAAGCAGGUGCCGAGGUGCUUCAAGUGUAUGUGGCUCCUAUCUCGCCUCCAAUCAAACGGCCUGUGAAGGAACUUAAAGAGUUCCACAAGUGUUUCAUCGAGGCAACCUCGGAAAAGACUGUCACCAUUCCCUUGGAUCUGAUUCGUGCCACAAGCUACUGGGACGAGAAGAGUGGCAGCUGGUGCAGCCACAGUGGUGUCUAUAAGAUCAUGGUCGGAACUAGCAGCCGUGGAGACUUCUUGGAACAUUCCUUUGACCUUCCGGAGACAGUGUUCUGGUCUGGGGUUUGA